Messenger RNA from Pygocentrus nattereri (red-bellied piranha), 1104 nucleotides. It is a transcript of the gene glrx2, whose product is annotated as glutaredoxin 2. The record is from RefSeq and is a predicted model, not a curated record. Lineage: Eukaryota; Metazoa; Chordata; Actinopteri; Characiformes; Serrasalmidae. The transcript has 4 exons. Bases 342 to 746 code for a protein of 134 amino acids.
UCCUCUCGAAGGUCUCCGGCUCUGUGUUGCUGCACCAGCCGCGCGCUAUGAUAGGCUCAAUUCAUCCGCGGUCAGCAUCAGCUUUAAUGACGCUGAAAGGAGUCGGCUGUCCCAUUUCUCCGGUUUGUGCUCGUUCUCGCCAUUCCUCCGGCUCCUCUCCUCGAUUCCUCUGCGAUUUUACGGGGUAGGAAAGCAGCAGUAGGAAGGGAUGGGAAGGACAGGAGCAGCUGAAACGCUUCUGGGCGCAGUCUGAGCCCCGCAGCUGACAACAGCAGCCGUGUGGCGGGGAGGAGUCCAAACUCCUCCAUGCGCUUCCAGGUCGAAGAAGUAGCCGGCUGAGGAUGGGCAAUUUUACAUCCAGUGGGGGGCUGUCAAGCACAGAGUCUGCCCAGUUUGUACAGGAUGUCGUGGCCCAUAACUGUGUUGUGAUAUUCUCCAAGACAACAUGCCCGUAUUGCAAGAUGGCCAAGAAUGUCUUUAAUGAGAUAGGAGCCACUUACAAGGUGAUCGAACUGGAUGAACACAAUCAUGGCAGACAGCUUCAAGAGGCCCUGGCGCAAAUGACUGGCGCCAGAACGGUACCAAGAGUUUUUAUCAACGGUCAGUGCAUCGGAGGAGGCUCUGACACACGGCAGCUCCACCAACAAGGGAAACUGUUACCUCUGAUUGAGAAGUGUAGCCCGUGCUGCUUGAACAGCGGUCCAGAGGGAUCAGGGAGUGGACAAAAUGCCUCCAGUCAGUCUUAACCAACAUAUACAUUGACCCAUUUUUGCACUAUUGCCAUCUUUUCAGAGCCACUAGAUUUUUAGGAGUAUAGAUGAUGAACAGCUGAGAAGAGUAGUGCCAACAGACACUUGCAGUUACCAAAUCAUAUUGUUUUUUGGGUUUUGUCAAAUUGAUUUGACUUGGAACUGGAGUUGUAUUUGCUGCAAAUCAUUUAUUUCCCUGCAAAUCUACUGCAGUGUAAAUACUGUCAAAGUCUUUGUAGGUAUAGGUGAUUUUUUUUUUUUUUUUUUUGGUUGUAUUUUAGUUUUAAAAUGAUCUAAGUUAUCCUACCUCAGUGUUAAAUUGUAUUGUAUUUAAAUUAAAGUCUUGUAUGUUCAA